UAUUUAUUUAUUCGUGUUUGAUUCGUGUUUUUGUUUGACGUUGACGAAAACAUGAUAAAAUCAGGCUAAAAAUUUUAAUGCUCUUGUUCUAAUUUAAAAGCCAUAAAAAGUAAGCAUGGCUCUUCUUCCCUAUUCCAAAUCAGUGUUCAGGAAAGCACAAUGUUACAUGGCACAGUGCUCGAAUGUAAAAUCUUUUGUCAGAAACCUAAUGUCCAAACAACUGGUUUACACUGAGUUCGGAGAUCCGCUGCAAGUUGUAAAAUUAAGAGAGAGUGCUGUACCCCCAUUGGGCAGCCAAGAUGUGUUAGUGAGGAUGUUAGCUGCCCCAGUCAAUCCUGCUGAUAUUAAUACCAUACAAGGCAAGUAUCCAGUUAAGGUCAAAUUACCAAGUAUUCCUGGUAAUGAAGGUGUUGGAAUUGUGGAAGAGGUUGGAGACAAGGUUGAUAGUAUCACAUGUGGAAACAAAGUCAUUGUGACUAAGCCAUUACAGGGUACUUGGCGAAACUAUGGAGUUUUUAAUAAAAAUGCACUUAGAGUAGUUCCAGAAGAACUGGGGCUAGUAGAGGCAGCUACACUGACUGUCAACCCUUGCACUGCUUACAGAAUGCUACUGGAUUUUGUGAAUAUUCAAGACAAAGCAGUAGUGAUUCAGAAUGGAGCGAAUGGGGCUUGUGGUCAAAAUGUUAUCCAAUUAUGUAAAGCAUGGGGUGUCAAAAAUAUAAACAUUGUUAGAAGCAGGCCUGAUAUAGACAGUCUCAAAUCAUAUUUGAUGAAUUUGGGUGCUUCAUUAGUUUUAACAGAAGAAGAGCUGCGAAACACUACAAUUUUCAAGGAUAAGCAAUAUGAGAAACCUAAGUUAGCUCUUAACUGUGUUGGAGGAAAAAAUGCACUUGAGUUAGUAAGACAUAUGCACCAUUCUGGAAAAAUGAUCACCUAUGGUGGAAUGUCAAGAGAUCCUGUCACUAUUCCUACUUCAGCAUUUAUUUUCAAAAAUAUAUCUUUUCAUGGCUUUUGGAUGACAGCUUGGAAUGAGAAAGCUUGCCAAGUAGAAAAAGAUGCAAUGGUGCUUGAUAUUGUGAAACUCAUGUGUGAGAAUCGUUUGAAGGGACCAGUACACAAAAUGGUGAAAUUCGAAGAAUAUGAAGGAGCUUUGGGAAAUGCCCUCAAUAGGCAGGGAUUUACAGGAUGUAAAAAUGUGUGCUUGCCAAGAUUACCCACUGUUGCAGGAGAUGAAGGUAUUGGAGAAGUUGUUGAAAUUGGUGGACUAGUUUGCACAUGUGUACCUGGACAAAGAGUGGUUCUCAGCACUAGAAUGCUUGGAUCCUGGCGCUAUUAUGGUAUAUACCACGAAAGGGAAGUUCAUGUGGUUUCUCCAAACCUAAGUCUUCCGGAAGGAGCCAUGCUUACUUCAGCUCCAAGUACAGCAUAUAGAUUAUUAAAAGAUUUCAGGCAUGUUAAAUCAGGAGAAACGGUUGCGCAAACUGCAGCCAAUGGCCCUUGUGGACAAUGUGUCAUACAGCUCUGUAAAGCAUGUGGAAUAAAUACUUUUAACAUAGUACCUAACCGAUGCGACCAUUAUCUAAUAGAUCAUCUAUAUCGCAUAGGAGCUACUUCUGUUGUCACCCUUGAAGAAGCUGAAAACUUAUCAAAUUUUAGUACAUCCCUUACGCGACCUGUCUUAGCAUUGAACUGUUUGGGUGGUAGAUUUGAAGAUGUGAUGCUUAAACUUCUAGACCGUAACGGCACUAUAAUUUAUUAUGGCGAUGCUUUCUGUUUGCCUUUAGUGAAACAAUUUCUUCGCUAUGAUGUAACGUUUGCUAAAUUUCAUUUAAAGGACUGGGACAAUAAAGCAACGCCGGUUGAGAAAGACAUAAUGUUUAAAGAAAUAAUACAACUCAUGAUAACAGGAAAUUUUGAAGCUCCGUUAUACCAAUCUCUGGAAUUGAAGAAUUAUGUGUACGCACUACGAGGCACAUCUCAAUACGAAUCAGACAGAACGUACAGUUAUAUUUUCGAUUUAACUUUGCCUUGUUGAC
Plodia interpunctella (Indianmeal moth) is the source of this 2036-nucleotide messenger RNA. RefSeq names its product enoyl-[acyl-carrier-protein] reductase, mitochondrial-like. The coding region runs from base 116 to 2035 and encodes 639 amino acids. The transcript has 3 exons. Gene Ontology annotation, cellular component: mitochondrion. The record is from RefSeq and is a predicted model, not a curated record. Gene Ontology annotation, biological process: fatty acid metabolic process. Gene Ontology annotation, molecular function: trans-2-enoyl-CoA reductase (NADPH) activity. Lineage: Eukaryota; Metazoa; Arthropoda; Insecta; Lepidoptera; Pyralidae.